Molecule: messenger RNA, 4028 nt
Organism: Plutella xylostella (diamondback moth)
Lineage: Eukaryota; Metazoa; Arthropoda; Insecta; Lepidoptera; Plutellidae
Source: RefSeq, a predicted model, not a curated record
UACUAAACUAACGGCUAGUCCGCAAACAGCUGCUGCCCGUGGCGGCUGGAUUUCCGAACCGAGCGUGUUGCGUUUCCGAACGUAAAUAAAAACAAAAACUAAACGUCAUUUUUUGUUUUUGAAUUUGAAGUUUAUAAACUUGAGAUUGGCGCGAUGAAAAAGAAAUAAGAAUUGAUUAAGAACAAUUUUGAAAAAGUUUAGUGCAAGUGUAUCUCGUAAAUUAAAGGGACUGAAAUACCUUCCUACGUACCUGUCCGUUUAACGGUGACGUUAAAUUGUUUACUGGCUAUCGCCAAAUUGCGUACGAAAUCUGUGCCGUGUUGAACGAUGUAUUGGUUGUUUGAUAGCAAUUUUAACUUUAGUCCUUUGGAGCGAUAAGGCACAGUUUGCCUAAAACCGAUGUGUUUCAUAUUGUACAACACCGAACAGUGUCUGUGACCUUACUACAAGAGCUCUUUCGGAUUAAUUGAUGAGUGGGCAUGACCUUCUAAAUGAAGGAGUCAUAUCCAGAUGACAUUAUGUUGUGUUUCGUGCAAGGAUUCGGGAAUAAUGGGGAUAACCGCGGGUUCAAGACGUUAGAGUGCGCGGAGAGUGAAGUGACUGAGACAAAUAACAAUGUAAAUGUGAAAGCUAAAAAGAAAUCUCAGAAUAAGAGAGUGUCCUUGGAGGUAGAAACUAUCCCUGAUGACGCUGAGUUGGUGGAGCUGAGACCGAGGAGGGCCACCACCGCGCUGGUCACUGGAAAGUCCUUGAGGUUAUCUUCUGGUGAUAAAUUCUUGAAGAAGCUGCCAGAAGUGAAACGAAGCUUCAGUGAUCGGUUUUCGGUUAUCAAUCAUGAAGUCAAUGGAAAAAGGCCUAAGAGUCUUUUGACCAUAAGAAAAACAUGGUCGACAGGCAAUUUCGCGGCGGGCGCGGCGGGCGGCGGCUGCGGGGCUCCCCGCUCUGCCCCCGCCACGCCCCUCCAGCUGGAGCCACAUCCUCGGCACAUGAAGCAUGACAAACAAGCGGUGAAGCCACUGUCCACAUCCGUGCCGUCGGUCCGCGCCCCCGGCCAGGGCGGCGCGCUCAGCGAUGCCAGCGAGGGCAAGCAGCCGAGCAAGGCGAGACAGAACAAGUUCCUCAGACACUUCCCGCAGGUCGGCCCUGAUGAGAAGGUGCUUAACUAUUACUCGUGCGCGCUGGUGGGCGACAUCCUGCUGCAGGGGCACCUCUACAUCACCAGGAACUACUUCGCCUUCUACUCGAACGUCUUCGGAUAUGUCACCAAGCUACUAAUCCCCACUUCAACCGUCCUCCGGGUGACAAAGGAGAAGAUGGCGCGCAUAAUCCCCAACGCGGUAGGCGUGUGCACGGUGGACUCGAGGCACGUGUUCGGCUCGCUGCUGUCGCGGGACUCCACGUACAAGCUCAUGACCUCCGUGUGGAAGGCGGCCCGGUCCAGCCUCAGCCCGCCUGAUCGCACGCAAUUACGUUGCGAGACGGAGCCGGACGCUUCAGAGCUGUCGGUAGAAGACGAGACGAGCUCGGCCGGCGGCGGCGACGUCACCGACGCGCGCCACGACCAACCACCCCCCACACCUCUCAACAAGCCGCACUCAUCCCACACAACCCCGGCGGCGGUCAUCCAGCCAGCUCUACUCACGGGAACCCCUUCGCUAGUGCAGCCAAACAACGACGGGCUCACCAGAUACCUGCUAAUAGCCGUGGCGUUCUUGCUAGCGGUGUCCGCACUGUUUCUAGCGGUCAAGCUGUACUUUGGAGCGCCGAAGGAUGAAUUUGAGGACGAGUUAUCCAAGCUGUCCGGCUCAGAGCUGUACUCGGAGCUGGUGCGGUGGCGCGCGCGACUGCACGGGCGCGCCGCCACAGAGCUGCAGGCCUUCCUCACCACCAACCUGCUGCUGCUCACUAAGGUGCGGCAGUCCCUAGAAGCGCUCUCCGGCGUGAUCCUCACAGACAUGGCGCAAGGGAACAACAUGAACCUAGAGAUACCCCCAAACGAGACCGCGUUCAGUUAGCGAAAUGUCUCCGGUGAACCGUGUGGACUAUGAACCCGUGAGUUUGCUAUUCGUCGGUUAAACACAGAAUACAAAACCAUAGAGUUUCGUUACGCUUUUAAACAAUAUCAAUGAUUGCGACAGCGACAGAUCAGAUAGCUUUUUGUUAUAACUAUUUAUUUAUCUGAUUGGAUACUGACAUUAUUUUGUUAGAAGUUUUGUGUUCUGGUACUAAAGAUUCGGUGGUUUUGUGUUUUAAAAGCGUAGCAAAACAAGCAAUGGUGUGAUAUAAGGUAUUUAUUUUCGCAUUUAUCUAUUCGGUCUUUGGGUGUGUAAUGAAAUGUUUUUUCAGUAGAAGACAAUACUUAAUGUAUACUACAUUAUACAUUACAUGUUUUGUGUGGCUGGGCAAAAUGGAGUGACCAAAACCUUACUUAAAACCAUUGAGAUAUUAUUGUUUUUAAUUUAUUUAGUGUUAAGUUUAAUGAUGUUACUUUUUAUUUUCAGUUAUGAAUUCCAUGUUAUUUAUACAUCAUUGUUAAAUCUGUUACGUUAUAAUUUGAUUGAACAAAUUACAGUUAAGAUAAAUCGAAGGCUAAAUCAUGAGACCACGUUUGAAGGUUGUAACUGCUAUUUGUUGAUUAAAACCUACAUUGAAACAAAUCAUAGGAAUGGGUAAUUUAUAUUGUGUUAAACACAGUGCAUUACAAUUUUUUCAACAUUUUUAGUUAUUCGUGUUAACGUAAACGACAUAGAAUAACAUGAAAUAAAUUGAUGUAUAUUUCAUUGACAGUCACGUCUUUAUAAUUUCUGGUGUGUUUAUACUUCUGAAAUACGGAAUCUGACAAUGCAACUCCUAUCAUGGUCAGAUUUUCAAACACUACUAUAGUCAGUUAAAUGAUUAGAUAUGGGUUAGUUAGGGUGGUGCUAGUAAAGUAAGCAUGGUUGUACAUUAAGGUACGGUCAAACUAACAACAUUCCUUUUAUGUAAUUGAAGUUAAUACCGUUUAAUGUUUUGCCUAAAAAAUGUGGACUCAGCUGGACAGCUAAAGAAAAAAUACAUCAUUUAUCAGUAGUAUCUUCUUAGAUUGUCAGUGACAAACACCAGAUCCGGUAACCGUGGUAAAAUGGCGUAUACAGGCUGUUGCAAAAGCGGUAUAGUAAGCUAAAAGGGGUGACUCUGCUCCCUUUUUAAAACAUCCUGUGUAAGGUACAGUUGCUUCGUCUCUCAGGGACGCUUAUAACAAUAAAAAGUAGAUACUGUGUUUUUAAUAUACCUAUACUUGUUUCUUGCCAUUAUCUUAAACUUUUAUAACGCAUUUUCAUAACGUACCUACCUACAUUUGUAUCAAAUCCAAUUUUUUGUAAUGCAUGUUUAAAUAUGUAUUCUAAUUUUCGAAAAAAUACUAUUAGUCAUAUUGAAUCCGGAAAAUCUUUUUUGUGCUAUUUGCUUUAAGUUUUAAGCAUACCUAAAUGAAGUUUAGAAAUUAAUAUUAAGGUUGGUUAAUCUAGUCUAAAAGCUCAAUGCGGAUAAAUAUUUAUAAUGUACUUAUAAUGUCGUUGUAAGAAAAAAACAAUCAUUGUAGGUUGAAAAUAUUUUUUAAAUUUAUGAAUUUGGUAUGUCUAUUAUUUUUUUAUCAAGUUGUACCUAGAUGCAGGAUAUUUUAAUUUCAUGGAAUUGAUUCAUUUCUAUGCAUAUACGGGUUCCAAUUUACGUUUACUGUUUUCUGUUUACAAUUCAGAUUUUAUUAGUUAUGCGUUUAAGCGUAAAUGAAAUAAUUAACAAUCAGCAGGCAUGUGUUUAGUUUCGCUAGGUUACCACUUUGUGCCAAAGUACUACCUUGCACAUAUGAAAUUGCAACGUUUUUAUCAUAAGCAUUUUUACCAAAUCUUUUAGUAGGUUGGUUGGUUGCUAGGUUGCAAUUUGUUAAUUUGAUUGAUGACCGCAUUGUCGUUUACCUAUUUCAUGUGAUUAUGCUAUGGUUAUUUUGUAUAUCGGAUAUAGAUUUACCUUGCGUAUCAUAUUAUAUUGUU